UCAUUGAUAUAAUUAGUUGGAUUAAUUUUUUUUUAAUAUCCAACCAAUCAUAUCACUCGAGUGUAUAAAAAAAUGCACAAAAAUAACUGUACAUAAAAUUUUUAUUAAAAAAUACAAAGCCUUGGACUUGGCUUGGUUUUCUAUCCUGUCUUUGUACUGCUGGCCUUGCCAUCAAUGAAACACGUAAGGUUUUGUGAUAAUUUUUUUUAAUUAUUUUCUUAUUAUUUAAAUUACCAGUCCACUUUGACAUCUAUAUCUGUAUCCUCACGACUUCUAUAAUAUCGAGAAAUGCAAUUUUUUUAUUAUUAUUCAACAGUUACUCCUCUUGACAUGGAAUAAGAAGAAGAAUAAAGAUGUGGUGGAGAUCACAACGGCCACUUACAAUGCAACAUGUGGCCCCAACAUGUUUCCACUGAUUAUAUAUAAAAAAUAAUAAUAAUGUCUACUUAAAAAUGGCAUUAAGUUUGGAUGUAGAGGGAGGGGGUUGGAACUUGGGAGUGGAUAGGAGAGAGAAUCUGUUUGGUAACAUGUACUAAUUUAUUAAUCCUUUUCUUUUCUCCUCCUUGCUAAUGGGUGCCUCAAUGCAAAUUCAUGAUACUCAAUGUUCUUGUUUUGACUAUAAGUUUUAAAUCAUAGUUAUUUUUAUCUAAAUCAUCGGUUUCUUAAUUAUCAUCUUCUAACGUAGAAUCAAAUGAUUAUAAAAUUCUUUAUUAUUUUUUACUUAUUUUUCUAUUUUUUGAUGUCAUAUUAGAAGAUGUUGUGAGGAUGAUAUCUCUCUUAAUUGAAUAUGAGUUGGAGUGUAUGAAUCAUUGAAUAUAUGGGAUUUUAAAUAAAAUCAUGAAACAGGGUUGAAACAUAGUUAAUUUUUAAGAAAGGCUUGUUUUGAAAAAGGGGGGGAAUAUAUGCAUGCGUGCAUUGCAUUUAUGCAAGACAGGGGUGACCCUUCCUGAGCGGAGGUUGAUGGUAAGUCCUUAUCGGGUGGGUUUGGCAUGGGGACAAGCUAAUAGCAAUGCAUUAUCCUCUUACUUCGGACACUGGGACAAAGCCCAUUGGCUCAACCAGGGGCCAACAUUUGUCAUCCACCACACAUUGAUUCUCUCUGUAUCUUCCACUCCUUCCCUAUAUAAACUUAAGCCCCCAAGAGCUCUUCAAACCACAAUACAAUUUCACAACAUUUCAAGUUACAGCACGAGACUGUAGUUCUUAAUUCUACUGUAGCAUCUACAUGGCAGCUACCACAUUCUCCACGAGAAGUUUGAAGCUCCGAUCAUGGCACCGGUGUUCGAAGCAAGCUAGAGAGCAGCGGGCACGGCUUUAUAUCAUAUGGAGGUGUGCUGUGAUUCUCCUGUGUUGGCAUGACUAGGCUGUUGGAGUUCAGUGAGAGCACCAGUUUGAAGCCUAGUUUGCAGUUCCUUGCCAAAGACUAGCUAGGUGGGAUUUCUUAUACCAGGGAAUUUUGGGUGUUUAGCAUAGAGUAAAGGAGGAUUGAUGAUGUAGUUUUUGUUAGCAGACAGAAAUCAGAUGGAACCGGGAAGAUCCAGUCGAUGUAUAAUACACAUGUAUCAUAGGGACAGCUGAAUUAGUAAAACAUUAUUUGGUUUUCUUUUA
Messenger RNA from Carya illinoinensis, 1608 nucleotides. RefSeq names its product small polypeptide DEVIL 14. The record is from RefSeq and is a predicted model, not a curated record. The coding region runs from base 1226 to 1363 and encodes 45 amino acids. Gene Ontology annotation, biological process: negative regulation of cell population proliferation. The transcript has a single exon. Lineage: Eukaryota; Viridiplantae; Streptophyta; Magnoliopsida; Fagales; Juglandaceae.